AUGGAAUCAGCGAUGGACACCAGCGUCAUGGACACCGACGUCGAGGACGCCGAGCGGCCAAAUGAUGUCAAGCGCCGCAACGACAUUGCCCACCGCUUCUUCAAGCUUUUCGAAAACGACAAUGGCCAGAAUGAUGCGAAGCUGGAGCUUAUUCACUCCAUUCUAAAGUUGCUGGACGACGGAGAAAUCACCGACAGCACUCGCAAAUGCGACAUUCUUGAGAGGCUCCUUUCGCAGCUUUCGGCAGACACGGGCGCCUUGCUCCCCGAGAAGCUCGUCGCCGCUGAGUCGUUUCUAAAGUCUCUCGAACAUCCUAACAUGUGCGCCACUUACCUUCAUGAGCUCACCAGAUUUUGCGACGCUGAGUGGCCUGCUCUUGUGGAAAGAAACACGAACGCGUCCACCUUGCCUGAAAUUAGGUACAUUGAUCGUCUGGAAGAAAAAUUGGCCAUACUCCAAGCGAUCAGCGAAGCAGAGAUACCCAGCCAGUACCGCAACAAGCCCAAAAGACGCAUUGACCCCAGUAGGGUCACAGUGAACGUCUGGGCUGCUUUUUGGGUUGCAACUGUUGAAGAGCUUCAGGAGUUCCUUGAAUCCACGGUCAGAAGUGGUACAGUACCCGUCGAAAUGAUUGAAAGGCAACUCGUUGCCGUCAGCGGCGAAGUUCCAACGGUCGAAUCGGCCGUGAUGAACAAGCGGACUAUCGGUACAUCUUCACAGGCAACAUCCUCCCGGCCUGCAACGCCCUCUCAGCAGGCAACAUCCUCCCGGCCGGCAACGCCCUCUCAGCAGGCAACGCCAUCCAAGCCGGGAGCUUCCUCUCAGCAGGCAACGCCUUCCAAGCCGGCAACUUCCUCUCAGCCGGUAACGCCCUCCAAGCCGGCAACUUCCUCUCAGCCGGUAACGCCCUCCAAGCCGACAGCCUCCUUCCAGCAGGCAAUGGGCAAGAGUGGCGUUGGCAGCAGCAUCCAGAGUUUGCCAGACAAGGGCAAGGGGAAGGAGAAGGCGACACGCAAGGAGUCUUCGAUCAGAGACACCAAAACGAGGGACAAUGAGAAGUGCACACUACUGCACACCGCCGUCACAGAAGCUGCGCACAUAUAUCCAGUGGCCAAGAUAGAGGCAGCAGAAGCCUGCAGAGCUUCACUCGGCGUUCUCGACUUCAUCUGGGGCGGCGACACAUGCGAGAAGUUCAAGGACGCACUCGGCGUCAAAGACCUUGACCUGCCGAUGAAUAUGGUCACCCUUGACAAUGCUCCCCACCAUUUGUGGGAUCAUGGGAAGAUUUCGCUCCCCCCUGUACUAAGCACGCCUAACAGAAUCGACCUCAUGGUUAGAAUUCUUGAGCCUUUGGACUGGAGCAAGAGAAAGAGAGCAGGAUCCGCGCUUCCCGACGGCCUUGCGACAGAUCCUAGGACGAAGGUGAAGAAGGAAACCCCUCUGGACCCCACCAGCAAGCACACAAAGAAGACAGUCAAAGAGCUUACGGACAUAUGCUUCGUCUCUGCGGAUACCCAACACCGAAUUUAUGAUGGCCAUCGAUUUUCAAUCACCUCAGACGAACCCGAUCUCCUUCCAAGCGCGGAACUCUUGAGACUGAGGGACCGUGUUAUGGCCAUGAUGACGCUGAAGGGAGGUGCUGACGUUGACGACGACGUGCUGUCUAGCUCUAGUGGCGGGGAUGAUGCCCCGAGAGUUCUGAUCGGAGAUGGAUAUUUUGAGGGUGAUCUGGAGGACAAGGUUCUCGAGUGGAAUGAGCGUGCCGAAGGAGAGCUUGCUCCGUUGAGUGUCGAUGAGGUAGACGAGAUGGCCUGGACCUCGUCAGUGAUCCAGCAGCCAGAGACUGUGGGAGACAUCUUCCCUCCUGAGGGCCAGCCGGAAGAUCGAGGUGAGAGCCGAGGAGAUGACUAG
Colletotrichum siamense is the source of this 1911-nucleotide messenger RNA. It is a transcript of the gene levS-1, whose product is annotated as Levansucrase. The record is from RefSeq and is a predicted model, not a curated record. The transcript is spliced from 3 exons. The coding region runs from base 1 to 1911 and encodes 636 amino acids. NCBI's taxonomy places the organism in Eukaryota, Fungi, Ascomycota, Sordariomycetes, Glomerellales, Glomerellaceae.